Neolamprologus brichardi is the source of this 2340-nucleotide messenger RNA. The record is from RefSeq and is a predicted model, not a curated record. NCBI's taxonomy places the organism in Eukaryota, Metazoa, Chordata, Actinopteri, Cichliformes, Cichlidae.
UGUUCUUCAAGGUUUAAGGCUCUGCCCACUGUGAGCUCCUUUUUCUAAGAUUUUGAAGGCUUCAUGCAUUCUCCGUGGCGAUCGAGGAUAUAAUUUUGGGGAAAUUAAUCAAGAAUUCUUUUCUUUUUAAUAAUUUAAACCCAGUGAAAUCGAAAGAGUUUGUGACAUGUUUCACUGUGACUUUGGUGAAGCCUCGAAUUUGAUCUCACGCAGUCAAAUUUGAACUCUGGUCCUGUUAUUUACGGAUAAUAUCAGCACGCAGGAUUUUUAAAAACAAAGGUCAUCAGACAUGUCUGCAGGAACAUGCAUAUUUUUUUGCUCGAUUCUGCUGCUUGCUGGCGUCUUUGUGUCCGUGUCUGCAGAGCACAAAAGCAUCCCAGUUCAGUCUGGACAGAACGUCAUUCUACCAUGUCAAGCUCCAAAUGAUAAGGGCUCCAUCAGAGUGGUAAAGUGGACCAAACCUGACCUACAAAAGAAAAUAGUACAUUUGUAUGUGGAUCGGCGAUUUGAUCUCGAGGAUCAGAAUCCAUCUUUUAAGAACCGGGUGGAUCUGCAGGACAGAGAGAUGAAAAAUGGAGACGUGUCUUUGAUUCUGAAGGAUGUGACGAUUGAUGAUGCUGGAACAUACGAGUGUAGUGUUACCCAGAAAAAAGACCUCAGCCCUUACAUCACCACCAUAACUGUUGACCUGGACGUUAUUAAUUCUGAAGGUCAGACAUCCCUACCAGUGGAACGAAGUGUAAGUGGUUCUGUUGGACUGGUCAUUGGUCUGUAUCUUCCUGUUGUGCUUCUCGUUGUUGCUUUUGUUUUUUAGCUACAGAAAAUGUAAAGAAAUCAGUCAGUGUUCAAACCAACCUCAGUUUUUUUGUGUUUUUUUUGUUAAUGAAAACAAGAAAACAAAAAUGAUCUGAGGACAGACGAACAUUAAAGAUGGGGAACAUUCAGCUGCAGACCUGCGUCAGACAGGAGGAUCUGUUGGACUGAUUGUUGGUCUGACAGUUUCUGGUCUGCUUCUUCUGGCAGUUGUUUUUUUUUUAUCCACAGAAGAUAUAAACAACAACAAAAUCAGGGUCCAUACCACCCUCCUACUGGAAAGUAGUAGGUUGAAAUUUUUCCAGAGAAAGGAAGAUGAUGAGAUGACAGACAUUUUUAAUGCUUAACAUCCAGCAGGCCAUAUCAAAUGUUAAGUUCUUGAUUUUACAUUUUAAAUGUUCAGUUUCUUGUGGUUCCAUCUGUUGGACUGACAGUUGGUCUGUCUGUCUUCUUUUUACUUUUGAGGGGUUAAAAGAAACGAGUCAGAAUCUGCACAAGCUCCCCAGAGCAGAGUAAAAUAAGUUGGCUAAGUUAGUCAUAAAAAGAUCAACAUUCUAAACCAACCACUUUGAAAACAGUUUAUUUUGUUCCUGCUAUAUUUUUUGUUUUACAUUUUCUAAAUUAUGAUUAUCUUUACAUUUACUUUUGCAUAAGAACAAAGUCUGACUGUCAAGAAGUCCUGCACUAUAAUCCACUAAAGUCUCAAUUUCAUUGUUCCUGUUUAUAAAAAGCAGGAAAAAUCCAUAAAUAUGUUUAAACAUUUAUGCUCCAGUACUAAAACAGUCAGUGUUCAAACCAAGCUCAGUUUUAAUGAAAACAAAGAUGAUCUGAGGACAGGCAGACUUUAAAGAUGUUGAACUUUCAGCUGCACAUUUCAAAUAUCUAAAAUUUUUUAAUGUUUUUCGCAUUUCUCUCAAACAUCAUGUCAAGUCUGCCUGCAGCUUUAUGACCUACAGUUUUUGUCCACCUUCAGUAUUUUAAUAUGUUUUGCUCACACCAAGUUAAACUGUAUUACGCAGGAACAUUACUCUAUGUUCUGCUGUGUUAGAAUCAGUGAGCAGAGUUUAUAAUCUUUUUAAAAUAUCGUUUAUAUUUCUGUCAUGCUUUUGUGGUUCACUUAGACCCAAACCCAUUGUACAUAUAUGCAUAUUAUGUUGUGUUUUUCUAAUUAAAUAUCCAGUGUCGAGUAUGUUGCACUGUUUGAAUCAGUGAGUGUUGGUUUCAGCUUAAGGUUCAGCAGCUGUUUGUGACAUCUGGAUGGGUUUGACUCAUCAUGUUCAGUCAGCAUACAUACAGAUGCUCACAACACAGACACAAAAGCAUGUCACCGUGUGUGGAAAAAUCACUGUGGAUUAUAGAAGGUGAUAAUAUGACAGCCACAGGACUGGCCGUGCUUUCCUUCUCGGUUUUGUGUUUUCAUCUGUGUAACAUAAGUAAAGUUGCAUAUUUGGGAACACCUCAUUGGUUUUGGUGUGAUUGUUGGUUUAGUUAGUUCCCUUCACACACCAAUGACUUAGGCUGUGGUGU